UUGCCUUGACGCAUCGUGGGACGCUCGUUCAUUUUAUUCGCGCCGUAUUUUUUUAAUAUUUUCAGAUUUUCUCUCCAAAGCAAUGUCGGGCAUAGCUAGCGCUCGUUUAGCUGAGGAGAGAAAAGCUUGGCGGAAGGAUCAUCCUUUUGGCUUUGUCGCCAGACCGAUGAAGAACCCAGAUGGAUCUCUAAACCUGAUGACAUGGGAAUGUGCGAUUCCGGGAAAAAAGGGGACCCCCUGGGAAGGUGGACUUUACAAGUUACGUAUGAUCUUCAAAGAUGAUUACCCAUCAAGCCCACCAAAAUGCAAGUUUGAGCCACCAUUGUUUCAUCCAAAUGUUUAUCCGUCAGGAACGGUGUGUCUCUCUUUGCUAGAUGAGGAGAAGGAUUGGCGUCCGGCAAUCACAAUCAAACAGAUCUUACUGGGCAUCCAGGAUCUACUCAAUGAACCUAAUGUCAAAGACCCUGCACAGGCUGAGGCAUAUACAAUUUAUUGUCAAAACAGACUAGAGUAUGACAAGAGAGUACGGGCACAGGCACGCGCAAUGGCUGCUACAGAGUGAAGACUAAAUCACCAGGAAUGUUUGUGGGGCCAUGGCCUCACUGCAGCUUUACUAUACACAUUUCAACACUUCAGACAUCCUAGUGUUCUAUACUACUAAUGAAUUGUCGCAAUUUUUAACAGCAAUAAUUAAGGGUUGAUGCUACUUUUGCAGCACUCACACCUAGUUAUCCUUUUUAAUAGGAGUUCAACACAAGUUCAAAGAGUGUGAAUUUUGAGCUAUGAGCUCAAAUGAAGCGAGGUCAUGGCCUAGAUUUAGAUAUAAGUGCAAUUGAACCAUUCACUGUAGUGAAACAUUAUCAUUUGCCAUAGUUUGUGGUUCAAGAGCUUCUAUUUAAUAGACUUAGCGAUUUCAAUCAACAGUUUCAUAACUUGCUGUGCUGCCUUCAGUUCACAUAUUAGUAUUAAUGUCAGUGUAAUAUUUAUUGUUUAUCUUCAAAGCAUUUCAUAGUAAGAUAGCAUUGAAACAGGGAUGUUUUACCGAUGAUGUACACCAUCUGUUGAAACAAGACAUAAUGUUCUGCAAAUGGAGUG
Molecule: messenger RNA, 1095 nt
Organism: Hyposmocoma kahamanoa
Lineage: Eukaryota; Metazoa; Arthropoda; Insecta; Lepidoptera; Cosmopterigidae
Gene: lwr
Product: SUMO-conjugating enzyme UBC9-A
Exons: 5
Coding region: 83-562 (159 amino acids)
Biological process (GO): protein sumoylation
Cellular component (GO): nucleus
Molecular function (GO): SUMO conjugating enzyme activity
Source: RefSeq, a predicted model, not a curated record